AUCACGUACAGCCGCGGAUGAGAGGGGAGGGGCGGGGGUGUUUAGCCGGGUCUCUCUCUGCUGCAGCGGCCAUGCUGCUCUCCAACGUCUGCCUCUCUCUCUGCAUCCCGGUCCUCCUCCUCCGGUGCAACCUGCCCCCACUGCAUCCCUCUCUCCCGGGCACACGGCUCAGCCUGGACCAGUCCUGCUGAUCCGUAGCGGGUCAGGGAUUCUCCUGGAUCCACCAGAACGAACCGGAACACGGCACUGGAGGGAAGGGAAGAAAGCCUCCUUAGCAACAAACCGGUUUCACGGCAUUAUUGUGAUGGACGGAUGCUGAGGACGCAAGAAUAAAGUGCGACAAAGGGCAGGACUGGAUUACAAGACUGGAUCUGAAGCUGGAGCUCUACAAGGAAAUGUUCAGAUCACCGGGACUACAGGAAGGUCACGGGGGCGAAGCGACCCUUAAAUCAUCGAGAAGAAGGUGAUGAUUGUGGAUUUCGUUGGAGCUUGAAAUUGGUCCGAGGGAGAACCUCUUGGGAUAGGGUUACUUGAAGUACGAGUACCCCUAAAGUUUCGUGGCACGAGCACGAAUCCUGGUCUUUGAUCAACCACUGAAACUCGACCUGUUGGACUAUCGGACCAGGGAAUUGUAAGUCUCUUGAUCAAAGCGUCUGUGGAUCUUCGGGUUCUAAUAUUGUACCGCUAGUUUGCAAACAACGGACUCUGGCUCCACCUUCGUUGUCCAUAAAGGAUACCACUGGAUUUACGAAAGGGUUAGCUAACCAAGCUGACUACUUUUGCCGUCUUUUUGGUGGUGUACCAAAGACCGUGUUAAACUUCUGUUACCAAAACCAGGACCAGAUAUGUAAAGAGAUAAAGCAGUCUUUUUGGGGGGUCUUUGUGUCCUCGGACUGGUCCUACAACUAACUCUUGGGAUUAUACAAAUUCCCUGUUCCAGAAGAGAUUACUGGAUCCACCAUCCAACGUAUCAUAUCAGGAGUCCAUAGUAAGUUUCCCUUAGAGCCAAGGACCGAGCUCAGUGGAAGAUGAAUCUCAUGUAGCGAGGCCUCUGUUGGACUUCCUUGAAUCAGUAUUUCGCCAUGUCUUUGAGUAAGACCCUCGAGCUGGAGCACUUUGACGAACGCGACAAGGUUCGCCGUGGACGCUCCCCCCGUGCCAAGAGAGAUGACUCCACCAGCAGUGCCGGUGGUGGUGGUGGUGGUGGGGGGUCCGGACCCAGCUCCAGGGGCAGCAGCCUCGUUCCUAGCCCCGCCCACAGCGCCAACUGUAGUUACUACCGGACCAGAACCCUGCAGGCGCUCACAUCGGAGAAGAGGGCAAAAAAGGUCAGGUUCUGUCGCAAUGGAGACCGGUACUUCAAGGGUCUGGUGUAUGCGGUUUCCAGUGAUAGGUUCCGCUCCUAUGACGCGUUGCUGAUGGAGCUGACGCGCUCGUUGGCGGACAACCUGCACCUGCCUCAAGGCGUACGAGCGAUCUACACGAUAGAUGGCAGCAAGAAGAUAACCAGUAUGGACGAACUGGUGGAAGGUGAGUGCUACGUGUGUGCCUCCAACGAGCCGUACCGAAAAGUCGACUACACCAAGGUCUCCAUCCCGAGCUGGAAGCCAGGAGCAAGUGCCGGAAUCAGCACCACCGCUGGCACCGCCCGGCCCGCCACAGCCUCCACGGGGGUGUCAGCGAGCACCGGCGCCACCUUCAAAGACCGCUCCGAAAGUCGGGAGUCCAGGGAGAGCAAAGACUACAUCAAACCUAAACUGGUGACGGUGAUCCGGAGCGGUGUGAAGCCUCGUAAGGCGGUGAGGAUCCUGCUGAACAAGAAGACGGCCCACUCCUUCGAUCAGGUGCUCGCAGACAUCACCGAGGCCAUCAAGCUGGACUCGGGGGCCGUGAAGAGGCUGUACACGCUGGAUGGGAAGCAGCUGACGUGUCUGCAGGAUUUCUUCGGGGAUGACGAUGUGUUCAUGGCGUGUGGGCCGGAGAAGUUUCGCUACGCUCAGGACGACUUCGUGCUCACGCACAGCACCAAAACACCGACUUUUGUAAACGAGUGCCGAACCAAAACAUCUCGCCCCGCAGUCCCUACAAAAACAACUCCCAAGUCUCCCAGCGGCUCAGGCUUCACCUCCUCCAGGACUCCCCCCAAAGGCCCGACCAGAACCAAGUCACCUGGUCCAGCCAAUGAGGGCUCAGGAUCUCAGUCAGCGGGGAAGUCAGCCAGGUCAAGCCCCUCCCCCACGAGCCCCGGGACUCGACGCAGCCUCAAGGUCUCUCCUCGUCGAGCGUCCUCCACCGAUGUAAACGGAGAGGCCGAGCAGCCGGACGACUCCGCCGUAGAAGUGAACGGUAACCGCUCCGUUUCGUCCUCCAUCAUCAACGAGAAGUACCAGGUGGGGAAAGUGAUCGGGGAUGGAAACUUCGCUGUAGUGAAAGAGUGUGUGGAAAGGUCGACGGGACAAGAGUACGCUCUGAAGAUUAUCGACAAAGCUCGCUGCUGUGGGAAGGAGCACCUGAUAGAGAAUGAAGUAGCGGUUCUGCGGAGGGUCCGACACCCGAGCAUCAUCGAGCUCAUCGAGGUGGACGAAACUCCGAGUCAGCUCUUCCUCGUCAUGGAGCUCGUCAAGGGCGGCGACCUGUUCGACGCCAUAACCUCGUCCACCAAAUACAGCGAGCGCGACGCCAGCGCCAUGGUGUUCAACCUGGCCGGAGCCAUCAAGUACCUGCACCGCAUGAACAUCGUCCACCGAGACAUCAAACCUGAGAACCUGCUGGUGUGUGAGUAUCCAGACGGCACCAAGUCUCUGAAGCUCGGUGACUUCGGUUUGGCAACAGUGGUGGAGGGACCUCUGUACACGGUGUGCGGCACGCCAACGUACGUGGCGCCGGAAAUCAUCGCCGAGACCGGUUAUGGUCUGAAGGUAGAUAUUUGGGCAGCUGGAGUGAUCACGUACAUCCUGCUGUGUGGAUUCCCUCCGUUUCGAAGUGAGAACAACGUGCAGGAGGAGUUGUUCGAUCAGAUCCUCCGAGGGAAGCUGGAGUUCCCGUCUCCAGACUGGGACACGAUCAGCCUGCCCGCUAAGAUGCUGAUUAGUCAGAUGCUGCAGGUGAACGUAGACACUCGCUUCACUGCCGAGGAGGUCCUGUCACACCCCUGGGUCACGGAUGAGGCUCCCGCCGACUCCAACACUGUGAGCAGCAACGAAGACCAAACCGGUGGAGACGCACCGGAACCAGAGCCGGACUCCCCAAUACUGGAAACCAAACAAAUUCCGUCACCUCUCGUCUGAAACAAAUCCUCGUUCGACAACUGGAAACACAACAGAUCCCUGGAAAUCCACAAAGCCCCCCUUAAUCUGGUGGAUACUCGUCCCAGAAUCCAAACAAGUUCCCUCUUGUUCUUCUGAACCAGAUCCAAUCAUGUGGUAUCUACUAGAAUCCAAUCAAAUCCCCUUACCAAUGUUCUUCUACCGGAAACCAAACCAGUUCUAUGAUUUCUGGUUUGAACCACUUCCCAAGUCAUAUACCAAAACCUGAACAAGGUUCCCCCGAUGUAGGGUAAAUCCAAUCCAAUGGAAACUAAACAAGUUCCUAUUAAUAGAACACAAUCAAACACCCAGACCUGGUCUAGAACAAGCCCAGUUUAAUCCUCUGCAAUUUACUCACCACUGGUGUCUCAUUGCUUCUGGACACUGGACCAGUUCCUUGGUGUGGGGUCAGUGCUUGAAAUCUGGUCCAAACUUCAUUCUAAUGUGUGACUAAAAGUUCCCAACCAAACAAGUCCCCAAACACAGUUCCUUUAAAGAACCUUCCCAUACAUCUGGUCUGGUCUACAUCUGUAUUCACUGGAAACAAAAUGUUAGUACCUGAAGUCCAGAGCCAGUCUGGUUUCAUCCCCAGGAACCCAAACAAGUCCAGUAACUCUGGUCUGGACUUUCUUCUGAUUUAGAGGAAACCAAAAAAGUUCAUUGGAUGUAGUCAAGAAGAUGUUCCUCAAACAAACCUUUAGUCCAGAAUCAUGCUUGUGUCUGAAAACCAAACCAGUCCCCAUAUCUCUGUUCCAGAAGUGGUUCCAUUCAGUUAACUAAGAACCAAACAAGUCCAAUGCCACCAAAUACCGUCCCAUACACCCGCCUGAAAUCAACAGGGUUUCAUCCACUGGGAAAAAAAUGUCUGGUCUAGAAGAAGUCCUCUUCUGUCAACUGGAUCCAAACAAGUUCCCUCACACAGGGUCAAGAUUCUUACAGUCCUCUCACUUUUCUGAAUUAACUGGAAGUCCAGCACUUCUGGUCUACAGCCAGUUAGUGAAACCAGUUCUGCGUCUCUGACCUGGACUCUGCUCUCCACUUUUUGAUUCACUGGGAAGUCCCCCCUUUCUCAGUUUAGAGACGUUUUUAAUCCACUGAAAUCUGAGCAGGACUCCUCGUCUUCAGUUACCUCUCUACUGGAAACAAUCAAGUGAUGCAUCAUUAUUUGUAUGUCCUGGAAGCUGUCCUCGUCUCUGGUCUGGACCCGCGUUCAACCUGCUGAGGACCUUUAAAGUCUCAUCUCUGCUGCUGUACUGGAAAGUAUUCAGACCGUCUUUUAUGAGCCCCGUUUAACAUCUGUGAGACCGUCUAUCGCUCUAUCAGAGGAGUCCUGUUUCCUGUUCUCUAAUGAAGGCACCUCACUGCUGCUUUAAAGACACUCUGCAUCAGAACCAGGACACCAUGAGGGUGCUGUAGGACAUCCUGUUCUAUCACUCAGCGUUCCCCUGUAAAGGCCCUCACCUCGGGUCUAAACGAUAAACUAAGAGGCUUUGAUAAAGGCCUCAACCACUUUAGGGAUUUAACCAUGUGACUCACGAACAAACGGUCCCUCCGGUUUAGGGAUUAUUUCCUCUGAAGUCCCGCCUCACAGGGAUCAGGAUGUCUUCCACUUGUUCUGGGAAACAUCCCAUUUCUCCUGCCUUUCACUCUCCAGCUCUCUCCGUCCACAGACCGGAAGGACGUUUGUCUUUUCUUCAAUCCGACAUGUCCCAGAAGACGUUUGAGUUUUGUGCCUGUUUACGCUGAUGAUGGUUCCUCCCCUAAAUCUCAGCUGUUUCCUUUCCUAGGUUCCUCAGUACGAGUCGUUGGCUGUACAGACCGACGGGACUCAUUGUUUUGGGGGUUUUAGAGGUUUUUGGAAAGAAUGAGAAUGAUAUUAGAGAUUGGUUUGACAUUUGGUGAAAUAUCCUGCUGACUAAGAGUUGGAUAGAAAACCACUACACUUAACUUUACAGGCACUUAAAGCUUAGAGCCUGAGCUGGAGGCCAUUAGCCUAGCUUGUCUAGCACAGCGGGUCAGGCUAAAAAAGAAGAGGGAGAAGUAGAUUACCUUGUUAUAUCCAAGGUUAAAGGUCCUUUCGUCUACUACUUUAGUCAUCCUCCAGUUCAGCAGCCCUGAGAAUGUGGGCGCUGACUUGAGAACAGGACUAACACUUUAGUCCAGAGCUUGAUCCAUAAGGCAACUGGACUGGUAGAAAUUCUUGAAGACGUUUCACCUCUCCUCCAAAAGGCUUCUUCAGUUCUGACCAGACUGCAGGGAACAUUGGUGAAACCAAACAACCUGGUGGUGGACUAAGACACCAUUUGUCUCCUACAUACAACGCUGUUUUGAAUUCUCUGUCAAAACAAGUAAGACCAUACUCACACCAGAGACCACGUGACUCUAACGACUCACAGCUGACCCAUCAACUUAACGACUGUCAGGGACUAGACUAACGACUGUCAGGAACUAGACUUACGACUGUCAGGGACUAGACUAACGACUGUCAGGGACUAGACUAACGACUGUCAGGAACUAGACUAACGACUGUCAGGAACUAGACUAACGACUGUCAGGGACUAGGCUAACGACUGUCAGGAACUAGACUUACGACUGUCAGGGACUAGACUAACGACUGUCAGGGACUAGACUAACGACUGUCAGGAACUAGACUAACGACUGUCAGGGACUAGGCUAACGACUCACAGCUGACCCAUCAACUUAACGACUGUCAUGGACUAGACUAACGACUGUCAGGAACUAGGCUAACGACUGUCAGGGACUAGACUAACGACUGUCAGGAACUAGACUAACGACUCACAGCUGACCCAUCAACUUAAUGACUGUCAGGAACUAGACUAACAACUGUCAGGGACUAGGCUAACGACCCCACUUAGGACCCCUUUUUGACUCCUGGACACACCCAGGACUGUUAGUGGCUUAUAUCUUCGAGCUCUUCCUCAGUCUGGUCAGAACUGAAGAAGCCUUUGGGAGGAGAGGUGAAAAGUCUUCAAGAAUUUCUUCCAGUCCAGUUGCCUUACGGAUCCAGCUUUGGAUUACCAUGACCUGGAUGACUGAGAACCUUCACAGACAGCAACACUUUAGCUUUCAUUACCACUCACAGACAUGCUGAUGUGACUGGCUGCAACAUUUCAAGACUUGCUUCCUUCAGUUUGGGGUCAGAUUCUGGAUCUGGAAGUGUAGUGUAUUUGCGUUGGUUCUCCUGGAGCGCUCGCCAUGUUUGUUUUGGUGUUUUUCCGCCUCUGCAGAAAAAUAAUUUCUGUUUUGUUUUUGGUAAAAACCAACAAAAACCCUCAAAACAAUGAGCCUUGUUUUCCUCACACUCCACAGAAGGACACUUCCUCCAAACCAACUACCAUCCUCUCCCUGUUUCCCAGACUUUGUACUGUAACUCAAAUAAACUGAGUAACUUCCAAACCUCACAUUUUAAGAACAAUCUCAACGAACCUUUCGAGGUUUCUUCUUGCAGUAUGACUGAGUCAAAGGGGGUGCGUUCAGUCCAAACCCUGAGCCCCCCCCCCACCUCGCCUCCCGCCUGCAGUUUAACGGAGGAUCAAACAUGUUGUACAUACUGUAAAUAUCACUCUGUCUGUUGGUGUUUGUUUGUGUGAGUCAGUCGUGAAGUAGGGAAACAGUAGCAGAAAAAAAUACUUCAAUGAAAAGAAUCUCAUCGUAGACGAUCGUAGACGAUGUGUCAACACAAAAAAAACUUUUCCUAAAGAUUUUCAUGACAAAAAAAAAAGAUUUUCCACGCCGACAUUGAAACAUUUUGACAUUUAAAAUGUGUUUUCACCGGAAACUUCCUCUAGAAAGGCAGAAAAAACAGAAUCAAGGUUUUUAAAGGAAACUGUAACGAAAGAGUUCUCACCUUUGAGUCCAGGUCCUGAUGGAUUUGGUAGCAAAUGUUGUUUGGCGUGCUAUGGAUCUCUUUCCUUAUAUGGUCAUGUGUCUGGGAUGUGACAUAGUGGGUCAUCUACCAAUCAUAUCGCUCCAUCCACCAUCAUGUUGUCCGUAGAUGUAACUGGUUAUAAGCAUCACUUAAGGAAACGUGUGUGUGUGUAAAUAAGUGUGUGAGGAUGUUUGAUUUCACAACGUUAAUGUUUAACUUAAAACCAUGAACAGUGGGAAACAUGAGGUCCAGGAUGUGUGUGUGUAAGUGUGUGUGUUGAAGUGUGUGUGCCUGCAUUAAGGAGAAGGGGUCUUUUUUUUAAUACUUGAAAAGUGUCAGAUGUCUUUGAGUAAUUCAUUGACCUGAUGAUGUGUUUAUGACCUUACCUUGACCUUUGAACUUAGCACGACCUUUCCAUGGCCUUGACCUUUGGGCUCGAGCCACUGAUGAAGAGUUUGGCGGGGAUGUUUGGCGGAGACAUGCUACAGAGUUAGCAAAAAUACCUUUGAAAAAAUACAACUGGUUUUGUCAAAUUAAGGAAAAAUUGCAAAACAAUUGGUCACAAAAUAAUCAGAAUUGUUCAGAUUUAAGAUUUUCUCCUCUUUUGCUACACUGACAAUAUUACCUUGCUAUUUACAGUGAAGCUGAGACUCACCAGAAUCAGAUGAAUGAGACAUCAUGAUGUUUCAGGAAAUUUAAGACCCACUGAUUCAAAGAAAUUACAAGGAAAUCAGGGUCUGUUUCAGUGAAGUAAGCCAGAUCAGAGCCUGUGUGUAACUUACUAUUAACAGUGAAGCUGAGACUCACCAGAAUCAGAUGAAUGAGACAUCAUGAUGUUUCAGGAAAUUUAAGACUCACUGAUUCAAAGAUGUUACAAGAAAAUCUGUAUCUUUCUCGGGUCCUUAUCGCUGAUUUUAAGCCAGAGUGAAGCCUCUUUGUGACUUACUAUUUACAGUGAAGCUGAGACUCACCUGGAAUCAGAUAAAUGAGACAUCAUGAUAUUUCAGCAAACUUAAGACCCACUGAUUCAAAGAAAUCACAAGAAAAUCAGGGUCUGUUUUGCUGAAGUAUGCCAGAGUGGAGCUUCUGUGUAACUUACUAUUAACAGUGAAGCUGAGACUCACCAGAAUCAGACGAAUGAGACAUCAUGAUAUUUCAGGAAACUUAAGACCCACUGAUUCAAAGAAAUAACAGAGAAAUCUUAUUUUCUUGGGUCUUUUUUUUGCUGAAGUAUGCCAGAGUGGAGCUUCUGUGUAACUUACCAUUUACAGUAAAGCUGAGACUCACCAGAAUCAGAUAAAUGAGACAUCAUGAUGUUUCAGCAAAAUUUAUGACCCACUGAUUCCAGGAAAUUACAAGGAAAUCAGGGUCCGUUUCGGUGAAGUGAGCCAGAUUGCAGCCUCUGUGUGACUUACUAUUUACAGUGAAGCUGAGACUCACCAGAAUCAGAUGAAUAAGAUAUGAUAUUUCAGGAAAUUUAGGACCCACUGAUUCCAUGAAAUUACAAGGAAAUUAGGGUCUUUUUUGUGUCUGCAAAGCUGAAGUAUGCCAGAGUGGAGCCUCUGUGUAACUUAAUAUUACAGUGAAGCUGAGACUCACCAGAAACAGAUGAAUGACACGACAUAUUUCAGCAAACUUAAGACCAACUGAUUCCAAGAAAUUACAAGGAAAUCAGGGUCUGUUUCGGUGAAGUAACUCUGUGUAACUUACUAUUUCCAGUGAAGCUGAGACUCACCAGAAGCAGAUGAACGAGCACUUCACUAGGAGACAUCACAAACCCAUAAACGAUGGUGUUUUUGCAGACGUUAAUAAAUCAAAGUGGUUGCUGUGCUCACGCUAAUUAUAUUAACAUCAAAGUAUCAUCGACAUAUCGUACCAUCCCACCAGAUUCAGUUCCUUUUCAGAACUCUUCAAAUCGGUGGCUUGACCUUUGACCUUCUAUGCCUGCUCUGAACCCAGUCGUCUUAAUUCUUUUCUCUUUGCUUUAAACCAAAAGGAGCCUUCUGUUCAUGCUGUUAGCGGAGCAGCCACACCCGGGUCAACCAGAUACUGAAAUCCUUCCAUCGAGUUGAAAUGUUUACUGUUUUUUUUUUGUGUCGUUACAAUCAUCAGUGACGUUAGAAUGGGUUUAUAUGUUUUAUGUCAUUGUGAAAGCACUUUCUGAAACACUUCUGGACCAACUUUUCAUGGAUUUCUCACAGAAACUUUACCUUUAGUUAAUGUUGAGUAACUCCCUUUUUUAGGGACUGUAGUUGGAGGAAGCAGUACCUUUGAUUGGAUGCAAUGGUUACUUAGAUUUUGCCAUCUAACAUUGAAAUUUAAAGUGUGAAGGACCAAAUAUUCAGAAAAGAUAGUCAAAUUAUUAACGCAUUUUUAAAGGAAACCCUUUAACGCCCUUAAACUGCGACUUUGUUUUAUGACCUUGAACGCACCGUUCAUUUACAGUUCAAUGGAGUUAAGUGAGCAUUUUUAAGACAAUCCAUCCGGUUCAGCUGUUUCUAAUAAAACUUGAUGCAAGCGUUGGAUUUCAGAGCGAUGUGACCCGGUGUGGCUGCAGGUUUUAGGCCCUCGGUGUGUUUCUCCAAUGCAGUGUCAGUGUGUGUGUGUGUGUGUGUGUGUGUGUGUGUGUGUGUGUGCGUGUAAUCAUUUCACAUCAUGCCUCAUUUUAGACUUCUUUGAAUAAGUAGUUAAAUAAGAAAUUUAGAAACAAACUGGACUCGUUUUCCUGAAUUAAAUCUCUACAUUAGUUCAGUCGUUAGAAAAGAACAUUACCAAAAACAUUCUUUAAAUCGUCCCUGAAAAAAUAAAGAAAACACACGAUAAGUAUUUGAAAAUGUUAAAGAAGUGAAUCUGUUUGAGACCAUUUUAGGAAAACGAGUCCAGUGCUGAAGAGGAGGGAGAGUGGGGAACAAACAGUGUUUUGAGAACAUGUUGUAGACAUGUUUUAAUGCUAACAAUGAUCUGUAAUGUGACGUGUGUUAAAAUGAAACAUGUAUGUUUGUCAGGAUCAGAGUGCCAAUGUUAAAAACUCUGGUUUGGAAUGAAAAAUGAAUUCAACUGUGAAAAUAAAAACUGAUGCAGUGGCGU
Notolabrus celidotus (New Zealand spotty) is the source of this 10281-nucleotide messenger RNA. RefSeq names its product serine/threonine-protein kinase DCLK2-like. Gene Ontology annotation, biological process: protein phosphorylation; intracellular signal transduction. Gene Ontology annotation, cellular component: microtubule cytoskeleton. Gene Ontology annotation, molecular function: protein kinase activity; ATP binding. NCBI's taxonomy places the organism in Eukaryota, Metazoa, Chordata, Actinopteri, Labriformes, Labridae. The transcript has 16 exons. The record is from RefSeq and is a predicted model, not a curated record. Bases 1083 to 3287 code for a protein of 734 amino acids.